AUGACUAUUCUCUAUAUCAUCCUCACCUGCAUAUCACUCUCAGCCCUCUUUCUCCUGCUAACCUUCUCUUUUCUCAUACUUAGAAUCUUCACAGGCAAGUCUAUCAGGAGCUCAAACUACCCACCUGUAAAGGGCACUGUAUUCGACAGUCUCUUCUACUUCAACAAACUCUAUGACUACCAUACCAAAGUUGCCAGAGACCACCCAACUUUCCGGCUACUUUCCCCAACACAAAGCGAAAUAUACACGGCCGACACUCGAAACAUCGAGCAUGUUUUGAAAACCAACUUUACUAAGUAUUCGAAAGGUCAAUAUCACCAUGACAUUAUGUCUGAUAUUCUGGGGCAAGGGAUAUUUGUUGUUGAUGGAGAAAAGUGGAGGCAGCAGAGGAAGCUUGCGAGUUUAGAGUUUUCGACGAGAAUUAUUAGAGACUUUAGCUGCUCUGUGUUUAGAAGAAAUGCUGCCAAACUGGUCAGGGCUCUUUCAGAGUUUUCUAGAGAAAAUGGGGUUUUUGAUAUGCAAGAAUUGUUUAUGAGAUCUGCUUUAGAUUCCAUAUUCAAAGUUGGGUUUGGAACAGAACUAAACUGCUUGGAGGGCUCAAGCAAAGAAGGCAUUGCAUUUAUGAAAGCAUUUGAUGAAUCAAGUGCUCUCACCUAUUGGCGCUAUGCUGAUCCAUUCUGGGAAUUGAAAAGAUAUCUUUGUAUCGGAUCGGAAGCCACGCUUAAACAGAAUGCCAGAGUACUUGAUGACUUUGUUUACCAACUUAUCAGGAGCAAAAGGAAAUUGAUAGCUGGUGAAAACUAUGUUAAUGAAAAGGACGAUUUACUAUCGAGGUUCUUAAUGGAGAGCGCAAAGGAGCCAGAGGAAAUGACUGAUAAGUAUCUAAGGGAUAUAGCUCUGAGUUUUAUGAAUGCUGGCAAGGAUUCAAGUGGAAUUACACUCUCAUGGUUCUUCUACAUGCUUUGCAAGAACCCUCUGAUCCAGGAAAAAGUUGCAGAAGAAGUGAGGGAUGCUGUUGGUCUGAAUCAUGAAGCCGAUAUCGAUGAGUUUGUGGAAAAUUUAAGUGAUACAAGCCUUGAAAAAAUGCACUAUCUUCAUGCGGCACUGACAGAGACCUUGAGGCUAUACCCUGCAGUUCCUGUGGAUGGGAGGACUGCAGACACAGAUGACACUCUUCCUGAUGGAUAUAGAGUCAAAAAAGGGGAUGGAGUAUUCUACAUGGCCUAUGCCAUGGGAAGAAUGCCUUACAUAUGGGGAGAAGAUGCUGAGGAUUUUCGACCCGAAAGAUGGCUCAAAAAUGGAAUUUUCCAACCUGAAUCCCCUUUCAAAUUCGUCUCAUUUCAUGCUGGUCCUCGGAUUUGUAUAGGGAAAGAGUUUGCUUACAGGCAGAUGAAGAUUGUAUCAAUGGCACUUCUGUGCUACUUUCGCUUCAAAUUGGUGGAUGAAACAAGAAUCGCAACCUACAAGACCACAUUCACCCUGCACAUGAAUGGAGGUCUUCCUAUGCGCGCAAUUCUGAGAACAACAUAGAGUUCCUUGCAUGUCAAUUAAGUAAAGUAAUGUUCUCUUGUAUGGACUAGCUAGACUACUGGAGCUAGUGUGAACCGUAGCCUAGGGUUUUAGUAUCCCUUAGUUAAGGUCUUACAGUAUAUGAUUUCAGUUUUGGGUGUGACCCUUAAUUUUCUCUGUAUUAUUAUUUACCAGAUAGUAGUAUAAAAUAAUUAAACCCAGAUUGGUUAACUAAU
This is a messenger RNA of Fragaria vesca subsp. vesca, 1745 nucleotides long. RefSeq names its product cytochrome P450 704C1-like. The record is from RefSeq and is a predicted model, not a curated record. Lineage: Eukaryota; Viridiplantae; Streptophyta; Magnoliopsida; Rosales; Rosaceae. Gene Ontology annotation, molecular function: oxidoreductase activity, acting on paired donors, with incorporation or reduction of molecular oxygen; iron ion binding; heme binding. The coding region runs from base 1 to 1530 and encodes 509 amino acids. The transcript has 5 exons.